UAGAGUCGACUAUCUCGAGUACAGACUUCAGUGGACCUUUAGACGCUGUAUGAUACAGCAAGAAAACUAAUGAGAGAUUAAAUGGGGAAGUGUCAGAGUAAAGCAAAGACUGAGUGGGAAACGGCUCCUAAAAUCCUUUCGCCAGUCGUGAAAUUCAUGACUGAAAAAGAUGAAGCAUCAAUGAGACAAUUUGAUAAGUGGGUUGAAAUGGGGUUUCCGGCAAAUGGAAGCUUUAGUCUGAGAACAUUGGACCAGUUCAAGACCAUGUUGGAGAGAAAGGAAAGGAGAGAUGCAGAAGAGCACGCAGGCUUGUCCAAAAAACAGCAGAGGAAUAACCUUCCAUUCAAAGCAGACUGGAACGCAUAUAGUGCUUGGAGAGUGGAGGCCGAACUGAGGGAAAGGAAAAGACUCAGAGGAGAAAGACGCAAUAGAGAAAAACUGGAUAAGAAGGAGAGAAAUAAAAAGAAAGACAUUAGAUCACCAGAACAAACUAACACACUUUAUCCUCCUUUGCCCGAGGCAUGCAAAUCACAGAGUCUGUUCUGGCUGGAUCCCGACCUGGCCUCCGCUCCGCCUCCUCCUUAUGCUCCAGAUCCAGUCCGGGUACCAGUCCAGGAUUUAAUCCAAGCUCCAGAGCCGAAAGAAGAUAAAGUCCUUGCUGCUGCCGAGCCUGCUGCCUUAGGGCAGGAGCCGUCCCGUGAGAGCGCUGACCAGGGCCCAGACCCCGCUGUGAGACCCGCGUCUUCCAUGAACUCGUACAGAAGAAGCCCUCCGCCGUCAGAACGAGAUCAAUACGAACUGAGACAAGGUAAAGCCGAUAUCCUAAAGAAUGAAAGCGCAGAGACUGCAGGGACGGGAGGGCCGACGCUGGAUUUCCGACCGUGGUCGGAAGAGGACAUUGAUGAAGCAAUGGCUUACGUGACCAGCCCGACUGAAGACUUGGAGAGCUUCACAAAGCAGCUGGAGCAGUUUGCUAAAGAAUACAGGCCCACAAUGACUGAGCUGAGGCGACUGAUGAGCAAAGUGCUCAAACACGACUUUCACAAAGUAUCGGCAUACUUCACUCCAGAUAUACAAGGCUGCAGACUGAAGCACGCCGAGUACAGCAAUGGCGACAAUGCCCAGUACAGACUGGCUAUCACCGGCCUCGUUAUUGCCUGCCAAUCUGCUUUCCCAGUCCAAGUAAAUCUAUCCAACAUCACCACUUUGGCGCAGGGCUCAACAGAAACCUGUAGGGCUUUCCUAGCACGCCUGACUGAAGUCUUUGAUCUCUAUAGCGGUCUAAAACGAGGACAGAUGGGGGUAACUCCGAUGCUCCCUUAUGAAGUGUAUCUGAAAGAAUAUUUUCUGGGCCGGAUAAAGCUAGACAUCGCUGCUGAAGUGAAGAGAAGUUGUAUUUCAUGGAAAACAGAGUCACUUCAAAGGAUACUGGAACACGCUAUACAUGCAGAAGAUCAAUUAGAGGCUAGAGAACAAAGAAAGAAAAUCCGUCAGCAGAAGAAACUGGAGAACGCACUACUGACAACGCAUAGAUCCCUCACAGGCCAAAGACACGAGCCUCAGCGGGGACGAGGUGGACAGCGAGGCCAUUACGAUCCAUGUGUUUGCCACUGCUGUGGGAAAACUGGACAUUGGCGGGUGGAUUGUCCGAAGUGGAAAGGGAGCAUAUUCAAAGGCGGACUAAGAGCGGGGAGAGGAGGCGGGACGGACCAGCCUGUCACACACACACCAAUGGGUGGCACCUGGCUCUCCUCCACACCUGAUCCAAAUCACCUCUGCUCUUGAAAUACUCCCGGUCUCCUGUCACUCAUCUGCAGAUUGUUUUUGCCUCCUCGUGAGCCUCGUCUCCAGUGCCUCCCUGUGCUGUACUCCUCAAACCACUACCAGCCCACUACGCCUCUUCAGCCUGCCUGCGAUCGUCGGCCUCGAUCCCUCCUCCACUACCCCGGCUUCUUUUUGUGUUGUUCAUUAAAAUACCGUUUUACUUUGCAACGAGUCGGGUCCACUUCACUCACUAAAAAUAUAUUCUAUAACCGUUAAUAUUUUUUUUUAAGUAUGAUUUUAGUAAAAGUUUUAAUUGUUAGGAAUUUGAUACCAAAACAACA
Molecule: messenger RNA, 2105 nt
Organism: Micropterus salmoides (largemouth bass)
Lineage: Eukaryota; Metazoa; Chordata; Actinopteri; Centrarchiformes; Centrarchidae
Exons: 3
Coding region: 82-1785 (567 amino acids)
Molecular function (GO): nucleic acid binding; zinc ion binding
Source: RefSeq, a predicted model, not a curated record